Dentiscutata erythropus is the source of this 382-nucleotide messenger RNA. Lineage: Eukaryota; Fungi; Glomeromycota; Glomeromycetes; Diversisporales; Gigasporaceae. The record is from the annotation of a GenBank genome assembly.
AUGGAUUCGUUACCACCACUUGAGCCAACAACAGAACAAUAUCAGACACUUAGUGUGGAUACUCUAACCUACGAGAAACGUCGUUUGGAAAAUUCUAUAAAUCAUUUAAUACGAUCAAAUGAAGAGAUGAAAAAUUUUGAUAAAGAUGAUGCAGAUUUUCAAUUAGCUAUCAAAGAAAAUGAAGCUUUUAUAUUAAAGCAACAAGAUAAAAUCAAUACCAUUCAAAAUAUAUUAGCAGAAAAACAACAAAGUGGAAAUAAUUGCAUACCUCUAGAUCCUAACUCAUCAGCAACUGAAACUGCUACUACUACGUUUAAUGAUUUAAAUGAUAUUGAUCAGCUCGUCGAGGAUGUGCAAGAUAAUCACAAUAGCAAUAUCAAUG